CUCUGAGGGAGAGAGGGAGGGAGGGAGGGAGAGAAAGAAAGGGAAGAAACUAGAUCAGAGCGCUGAGAGAGGGAGAGGGGGGCAGCGGAUCUCGACGGCGGCAACAAUGGAGCUUUAGGAUCCAGGGAGGUGGUAGUCCGCCUGAAAGCGGCCGGGGAAGGGGGCGCAGAGACUAUAUUUGAGGAGGGGGGUGGAAGGAGGAGGAGGAGGGAGGAAGAGGAGGAGGAGGAGGAUGGGCCUGGAAGACAGCCUUGCAAUGGCUCUGCAAAUAUUGGAUUAAAGCAGUAUGCUGGACAAGAGUGAGGUGGCAACCUUAGGCCUACCCUCCACCACCAGCCAUGGUGGCUCUGACAGCAACAUCAGCACUGACGGAUCGGGAGCGGCGGCGGGCGGGGCAGCAGGGGGCGCGGAGGACCCGGGUGCCGGCGAGCCCCCCCGGACGCGUGUGGCUCUGGAGCACCUGCAGCAGAAGAUCCUGAAGGUCACCGAGCAGAUCCGCGUGGAGCAGGAGGCCCGGGACGACAACGUGGCCGAGUACCUGAAGCUGGCCCACAACGCGGACAAGCAGCAGGCGUCCAGGAUCAAGCAGGUGUUCGAGAAGAAGAACCAGAAGUCGGCACAGACCAUCGCACAUCUGCACAAGAAACUAAAACACUACCACAAGAAGCAAAAGGAGAUCGAGCAGAAUGGACCGGCCCGGCAGCCCAAGGAUGUCCUGCGGGACAUGCAGCAGGGGCUGAAGGACGUGGGGGCCAACGUCCGCGCCGGGAUAAGCGGCUUCGGGGGCGGCGUGGUCGAGGGGGUGAAAGGCGGCGUCUCUGCCCUCACCCACACGGCCGUGGUCUCCAAGCCCAGAGAGUUCGCCAGCCUGUUCAGGAACAAGUUUGGCAGCGCCGACAACAUCGCCCACCUGAAGGACACGCUGGAGGACGGGGUCGGGGGACACUCCGAGGACGCCCCGACGCCCCGGGCGCUCAGCGGGAGCGCCACCUUGGUGUCCAGCCCAAAGUACGGCAGCGACGACGAGUGCUCCAGCGCCACGUCGGGCUCCGGAGCGGGCAGUAACUCUGGUGGGGCCGGAGCGGGGGGAGGAGGAGGAGGAGGAGGAGUAGGAGGAGGAGGAGGAGGGGGGAUGCUAGGGGCAACGAUGGGGAGCCCCCGACUGGACGGGCACCACAACCACCACCACCAUCACAUGCACAGCUCUUGGGACUCCCUGCUGGAGGGGCUGCAGGAGAUCAAGGCCAGCCAGACGCACAUGGAGGACGCCAUCGAGGAUAUGAGGGGCCAGCUGCAGAGCGACUACUCCUACAUGACGCAGUGUCUGCAAGAAGAGAGAUACAGGUACGAGCGGCUCGAGGAGCAGCUGAACGAUCUAACAGAGCUGCACCAGAACGAGAUGACCAACCUGAAACAGGAGCUGGCCAGCAUGGAGGAGAAGGUCGCCUACCAGUCCUACGAGAGAGCCAGAGACAUUCAGGAAGCCGUGGAGUCGUGCUUGACCCGCAUCACCAAGCUGGAGCUGCAGCAGCAGCAGCAGCAGGUGGUGCAGCUGGAGGGAGUGGAGAACGCCAACGCCCGGGCCCUCCUGGGGAAGCUCAUCAACGUCAUCCUGGCGCUCAUGGCCGUGCUGCUGGUCUUCGUCUCCACUUUGGCCAACUUCAUCACCCCGCUGAUGAAGACCCGGGCGCGCGUGGCCUCCACCGUGCUGCUGACCCUGCUGCUGUUCGUCCUGUGGAAGCAGUGGGACUUUGUGGAGACGUGGCUGUUGCCCAGCUAGACGUAAGCUCGGAGAAAGGGACGAGAACAAGGAGACACGAAGACGCUUCCUCGGAGAGAGAGCCUGGUUACCCUUUGAGGUCAGGGUGUUGAUGCAACAGCAGAGCUAAACCGGUUGAAUAAGGACGUCGCAUCAUUUCAUCCAAAUUUUCAGGUCUGGAUGACUAAUCAUGAAUCCCCAUUUGCUAUCACCAAAAACAAACAAACAAACAAAAAAAAAAAAACAGAAAAUCCUGCAAGAAAUCUCUUUUUCUAACCAUUCAACAUACACAACGGGCGGACUUUCGCUAGCUGUAAAUCUUCAUGUUGAAGCUGCAGCAUUUUAUUUUAUUUUUUUCUUCAUGAAUGUCACGUGCUCUCAUGCAUGUUCUCGUACGUUGCACUCAGCAGAUGCAUCCAGCUGGCAUGAGUUAGCAUCUCAUUGAUGACAGAUAAAUGUGUUUUCUGCCAUGUCUGUUGUCGGAAACAUAAGUGCAGGCGUGUUGUUUCUCCACUCAGAGUCAUUCUCGUGUGUUUUUUUUUUCUUUCUUCUUUUUCUUCACAUCCCGUUCUGGUGUUUUUCGGCAGUGCUUUUAGGCUUAUUUUUGAAAGGGUGGAUCAUAGCUGAACUGUAAGAAUCUGCUAAAACUCACAACGCGGAAUGAAAUUACCGAUUCUGUACACGGAUACUAACAGCGUAGACCUACGGCUAUCCACCACGUCAAAUUACCCGGCAUGUCAAAAUUUAUAUCCAGUUUGCAAAAACAAAUGUUGCUGUUUUAUUAAACAAUGUAAGAAAUAAAUGAUUUCAUAUGCGAGA
Molecule: messenger RNA, 2578 nt
Organism: Fundulus heteroclitus (mummichog)
Lineage: Eukaryota; Metazoa; Chordata; Actinopteri; Cyprinodontiformes; Fundulidae
Gene: tmcc2
Product: transmembrane and coiled-coil domain family 2
Exons: 5
Coding region: 287-1780 (497 amino acids)
Biological process (GO): amyloid precursor protein metabolic process
Cellular component (GO): endomembrane system
Source: RefSeq, a predicted model, not a curated record